Fonsecaea nubica is the source of this 1605-nucleotide messenger RNA. RefSeq lists its product as hypothetical. The transcript has a single exon. NCBI's taxonomy places the organism in Eukaryota, Fungi, Ascomycota, Eurotiomycetes, Chaetothyriales, Herpotrichiellaceae. The coding region runs from base 1 to 1605 and encodes 534 amino acids. The record is from RefSeq and is a predicted model, not a curated record.
AUGGCAUCGCCUGCCAUCCAUCCGAGCAAGUCUUCAGGCUUGGUGGAUCCCCGGCAGUCGGGAGACUAUCCCAUCAUUCUUGGCGACAGUCUCAAGACCGAUGCAAAAGCACAGGAUAUGUUUCUGAACAUUCGAUACAACUGGCAACCCAAAUCCGGCUUUGAGACUCGAGAAAGUCGCCUGAGAAAGACUGGUGAGCGAUACCACCUCGACGUAUCUAACAGUGGAUCCGCCGAGUACCAGUAUGUUGGCAGAUCGCUUGCGGAACAAUCAGGAGCGCCUGAAGAUCAGUCGAGGUCUCUGGCUCUCGUUUUCGACCAGGCAAAGUCUGCCUUCGUCCUGGAAGCCAUCUCGGCGUCCCUGGACAUGAACCUGAAGGCGGCGCCGGGCAUGUCGUCCACAGACGUUCGGGCACUCCCACAACUAUCCGGCCAGCCUCAGACGUCGACAAAACAGUCAGCAGCAAAAGCCCCUCCAGCGUCGCCUUCGGAUGACGAGACCCCAGAUCCUUCCAACCCUUACGACUUCCGAAAUUUCCUGGCCGAAGCACGCGAAACUUUCGAAAAGUCAUCAAACGUACCGGGCAACCGUACGCCUAUUCCAGGCAGCCGAACUCCACUGAGUGGGACAUCCACGCCUGCUCUUCCCGGAAACAGAUUCUUACCUACUACACCGCAGUCCCGACCAACCUCCGUGCCGGCUGCCGCCAAAGCAUCUCAACAGCGAAAGAAAAAGCCCGAAGACGUCUCCCGAGGGGCUGGUCGUGCCCCAGCUGCCAAGGCGUCCACUAAGCGAGACGUUCCUAAGUCUACCCAACCACUCAGCAAAGCCCGCAUUUCCGACUCUGACGAAGACAAUGAAGCUGCUUCUAAGCCAGCGAAUGCAGCCGCGACCAGACCAAAUCAGCCAAAGACUGGAAAAGGCCACGCUCGGAAUGUCUCAGGCAAUAUCGGCAGCUCACCCCAUAUCAUCAUCAACGACGACGAUGGCGACUUGGAAAUCGACAUGGGUAGCCCCCCUCCGGACAACGGCCGCUUCCGACGCGGGAGAGUGGACCCAGAGAUGUUUCGCAGUCAUACCGCAACACCAAUUGGUGGCCUCAGUUCGAAUGUUGGCCGGUCCUCUUCAAGGCCGGAUCCCAAACGGCCUGUGGAGGAGCCUGCUAGGGGUCGCCCUGGCAGAGAUAGAGAUAGAGAUAGGGACAUGACAAUGAAAGAUGUCGAAGCUGCCUCUUCUGCGGACGAAGAUGAAGAUGUCGAAGAAUUCGAGCUAGGCAGCCCAAGGGAGAAAAGUGUUGCCGUGCCAAAUAGAGGUGACGUUUCGAUGGCACAAGAUGGUGAUUCGGAUGACUCGGAUGAGGACGAUGGCGGUCGAAGUCGAGGUCAUCGACCACACCAACAGCAACCGCAGAUUGACCAAGCCCCGCCAACACCCCCUGAACCAAUCGUUUCCCACGAUGACGACGAUGAAGAUCUCCUCGAGGCUGCACUGGAGGCUGCUUUGGAAGAAGAGGACGAGAACGAAGAUAGGGGUAUUGGCUUGGGCAUCGGGAUGGCGAAUGGAACCAUACAAGAUGAUGAGAGUGAGGUCAGUGAAGAAGAAUGA